AACUUAUCCCGCCUUAUGACCCUAAGCCAUUCUGUUGCGACUUUAAAUUGUUUUAGCAGAAUGAAUACCCAAAAUAUACUUACCAUCCAAUUGGAGCAGUCUCAAGAGGACGCAUCAGAGCAUACUGUGUCAUCAAAUGAAUGGGAACUAUUGAGGGAUAACGCCUUUAGUAGCAUUUCUGAACUUAAAAAAAUAAAACUUUCGGUUUAUAAGGAAAAACUAAAUUUAUAUCACGAGAAAUGCAAGAUCAAAGAUGACGUAAUCCUGGCCCUUCAAACAUGUUUAGAAACAUAUAAGAACACUAAUCAGAACGACAAUGAUCUGAUAGUUUUCUUAAAAUCAAAACUGUCGGAAAGACAUAAAAAUUUGGAAACAUUAAAGAAAUCGCACCAAAAUCAGAUCGCUAACUAUGAAGCUGCGAUUAGCGAGAAAAACGACAAGAUCGAUAUACAGGAUGCUAUUAUAAAGCAGAAAGAUAAACAAAUAGUGGAGUUAGAAGCAAAACUUAAAGAGGAAAGUGAUCUCUCCAAUGAAUAUAGAAAACAGAUUGCCUCAUUAGAAGCAACAGAAGAAGAAAGUGACGCAAAAAUGUUUGCUCAAGAAACUAUAAUCAGGGAAAAGGAUUACCAAAUCGGACUGUUCGGAACUGAGGUUGCGCCCAAUUCAGAAAGAGUCAGUUCAAUUCAAGAUCUGGCGCGCAGUUGGACCGACAUCAAAUUGAGCAACGAUAAAUGCAGAAUGCAAAACGAACGCAUUCUCCACUAUACGAUUAAUGAACUGCAAGAGACACUACGUGGUGAGGGUACAUCUGAGAUCAAAAUAAUUUCCCUGCCACGUAUUGGUCCAUUUAAGGUGGCCAUUGAAAAUGGAGCAAAUGGCUCCGGCUGGAUGGUCAUACAGCGUCGUGUUUAUAAAAUGAUGGACUUUAAUCAAGGCUGGUUUUCCUAUGUCGAUGGUUUUGGUAACUUGGAUGAAGAUUUUUGGUUAGGCCUGGACAAGAUACACGCAAUGACAAAAGGUCAACUGUACGAGCUUUACAUUCAUCUAGUAUUUUCGAAUAAUGAGACACGAUACGCCUAUUAUGAUAAUUUUGCCAUAUCUGGUAAAAGUGAUGAUUAUAAGCUGAGAUCGCUUGGGAAUUAUUUUGGAAAUGCGGGUGAUGGAUUACGCACACAUGAGCAACAUAUAUUCAAGACAAUCAGAUACGUUACAACAAACUCCGUGGAAUACAAUCGCUGGUGGCAGCACGAAUACCCGAACUGUAAUCUGAACGGGGCAUUCAAUGAGAAAAGUGAAUUUGGUGUUUGGUGGUGUAGAGGCAACGGCACUUAUAAAUUUCUUGAGUCCGUACAAAUGUUGGUGAGGCGAAAGCAAACGUAAACAUAUAAAAGUCAAUAAAAAAUAAAAUUUUCACAGUUUUGUUAUAUCCAAAU
This is a messenger RNA of Drosophila novamexicana, 1433 nucleotides long. Its product is annotated as angiopoietin-related protein 7-like. The coding region runs from base 16 to 1380 and encodes 454 amino acids. The record is from RefSeq and is a predicted model, not a curated record. The transcript is spliced from 4 exons. Lineage: Eukaryota; Metazoa; Arthropoda; Insecta; Diptera; Drosophilidae.